AUGUUAGGAGAUGUUUAUCUAUUUUUAACUACAAGCUACCGAUCACAUUGCCUUCCGGGCUCAAAGUGCACCAUGGCACGCCACAAUAAAAUAAAAAUCGCUGCUACCUUUCUCGGAAUGGGCAUUACUUUUCGUGCAGUUUGCAUCAUGCAUUCGAUUCUUCUUCUAGCCUGCUUUGCCGUGAGCCUUAUCCUUAUCGAUCCAGGAGAAGGGCUUAUACGCGUCAUUCUGGACUUCGAUCGAUGGGAAGUUAACAAUGGAUCAGCCUUCUUCAACAUGGAAAAGUUUCGUGUGCGAAAGUUUAACCGAACGCUGUCCGUGAUGAACGGUACCGGUGUGCUGCUGGUCGAUCUUGACGAUCGCUAUUCGUAUGGAGUGCAUUUCGCACGGAGCGCUCAAGGCAACAACCAGUUCAAUGCGUACCCGAUGAAGCUGGCAGCGAAACCGUUCUGUCAGUUUGUCAACAUGUACUAUCGCGAGUAUCAGCACCUGUUUCUGAAGUACACCAACCUACCGUUCGUACCACCGGAAGGGCUGUGUCCAUUCCCGAAGGGCACAUACUGGGCGAAAGAUGCACACUUCGACUCGUCCGUUAUUCCGGUGGUAGUGCCGGAGGGGCUUUGGCGAGCCACAACUGAUCUGGUUGAUACGGUAACUGGUGAGCUGGUUGCCCGUGGUUCAAUGUACGUUCGCUUAAGCAAGGAGAUGAUGUAAAUCCAUUAAAAAGUCAAGAAAUCAUGUAUUAAGACUAAUAAAUAUGUAAAAAAUACUUCUGAAAAUUGUUAAUUUACCAAAUUGCCGACGCGACCUUGUGGAUGGAUUAACAGGACUUUACGCGCUGGGUUGUCCGGUGCCAUGCGGUGGCAUAACAUGAUCGCGGGCUGGUGAGCUUUAUACGCUGCCUGGCAGUGUAAUCAACGUAUCUGAGCAUUUUCCUUUCGAAGGUGGCUAAGAAGGUUCAGACAGGGCCUAAUUGCUUUCUCAAGCUAUAGAAUGACCGGUUGGUAGCCAGCAUCCUUGCGUGCCACUCAAAAACUAAUACUACCUUAUCAGUAUUGCUAUUUAUUGUAGUGUUAAUGUAAACAAUUA
Molecule: messenger RNA, 1089 nt
Organism: Anopheles gambiae (African malaria mosquito)
Lineage: Eukaryota; Metazoa; Arthropoda; Insecta; Diptera; Culicidae
Exons: 2
Coding region: 1-714 (237 amino acids)
Source: RefSeq, a predicted model, not a curated record